AUGCAAUACUACAAUACACCGAUGAUGGGAGGUGGCGGAGGAGGUAUCGGUAUGGGAAUGGGUGGAAUGGAUCCUAGAUUGCAACAGCAAAUGCAAAUGCAACAAGCUCAAUUACAACCUAUGACCAAUCCUAUGGCAAUGGGCGGACUAGGUUACGGUCAAGCUUAUAGACAAUUGGGAUACGAUUAUACUUUACCUACUUCCGUGUACAAACCUGAAGCGACAUGGGGUGCAUGGGACUUGGCAAACGCCCAAUAUAACGGAGGAAGACUUGAAAGAUCAUUUUUCGACAACAUUGUACGUUUGUUAAGAGAAUAUCAAUAUCUCAAACAUAAACACAAGUAUCAAAACAACUUACAAGAACCUUCUUCUGCUUCUCCUAAUUCUCCAAAUUUCUUGGAUAAACAGAUAUCAAGCCUAACGAAUUUUUUCGCAAAUCGACAUUUAUCCGAAGACGCAGCGAGAGAUGCUCAUCGCAGAGUAUAUUAUCAAGCUGAAGGUGCUGAUGCAGGCAACAAAACCUUGGGUGGUGCUGCCGCUUAUCAAGCUUACCUGAUCUGGGAUCGAGAUCAUUAUUCUGCUUAUCACGCUAAUCCAAGUCAGGAAAACAGGGAGAGACUCGUUGGUCUAGCAGUGGCAGAACUGUUCAGUCUCUGGGAUCGAGUCCAGCCUCGAAGUUCAAGAGCCAACACAGAAGACGCUGCUCAGUACGCCGCAGCCACCGCCAAGUACCUAUUUGACAGGCACUACGACCUUCCUCAUUCACACUCUCACCGGCGAUACGGAUCUCGACACUCCGGGUACGGAGCUGAUAACGACAGCGAUUCUGACGAUGAGCGACAUCAAAGGCGAAGAAGCUUCCACAAUCAGUCUUACGGCCUACCACCUAACGGCAUGGGCGGUAUGCAAAACCCGAUGAUGAACCAGAUGCCUAUGCAAGGAGGAAUGACGGGGGGUGGCCCAGGUAUGAUGGGACCUCAAUCGAUGGGAAUACCAGGUAUGGGGAUGCCUCAGCCUGGAAUGGGAUCGAUGGGAAUGCCAGGAGCUAUGGGCAUGGGUGCUGGAGGUGGAAUGAUGGGUAAUCCAAUGAUGAUGAAUCAGAUGGGAAUGAACGGGAUGCAAGGGAUGGGAAUGGGAAUGGGAAUGCAGCCGGGCAUGAUGAAUGGAAUGGGAAUGCCUCAGGGAAUGGGACAAGGUAUGCCCGGAAUGCAGGGUAUGAGUGGUAUGGGGAUGAUGAAUGGGAUGAUGCAAGGUGGACCAUUGGGAGGUAUGCCUGGAAACCACGGCCAAAUGGGUGAAGCUCAAGCUGGUCCCGGAAUGCACCCAUACACAUACGGAGGACAAUCAGGUGUAGCUUAUGGAAAUCAACCUAUCGAUCAAAUGGGACAAGCUACGUUUCCAGGCGGUCCAGGAAGAAGUUGGUAUGGGUAUGGUCAGCCAAGGUAUUUUUAG
Messenger RNA from Kwoniella shivajii, 1452 nucleotides. RefSeq lists its product as uncharacterized. The coding region runs from base 1 to 1452 and encodes 483 amino acids. Lineage: Eukaryota; Fungi; Basidiomycota; Tremellomycetes; Tremellales; Cryptococcaceae. The record is from RefSeq and is a predicted model, not a curated record. The transcript has 8 exons.